Molecule: messenger RNA, 3018 nt
Organism: Myotis lucifugus (little brown bat)
Lineage: Eukaryota; Metazoa; Chordata; Mammalia; Chiroptera; Vespertilionidae
Gene: CDH26
Product: cadherin 26
Biological process (GO): cell-cell junction assembly; cell morphogenesis; adherens junction organization
Cellular component (GO): plasma membrane; adherens junction; catenin complex
Molecular function (GO): calcium ion binding; cadherin binding
Source: RefSeq, a predicted model, not a curated record
AUGCCUGAGAUGAGGGAGUGUCCGGGACCAAGUGACCCAGUGACUGGGGAGAAGGCCCUGCUGGGAGGACCGUACCUGGCUGGCUGCUGCUGUCGCUGCUGCUGCUACAGUGCCAACAUCACGCAGUACAGCACGCAAGCACCCAAUGUCAUUUUCAUUUCUAAGGUCAGCCUCAUCAACAGCCUCCGACAAGAAACCGAGGACCUGGCUAAGCAAACGCAGGUGGGCCUGGAAGUCAGCGCCGUUACCGACCCCAACAGGCUCCCCUGGGCUGGGAGGCGGCGCAGUUUGCGCUGCUGGUGCCCAAGGCUGUUCUACAGUAGGUCAGGACGAGUGAGGCAUGCAGUGCGCGGGCUCACUCUGAGCUCUCCUAACUGUCAGCUGUGUGGCUAUUACUUGUCUUUCCCUGGUCGGACAACCGAAAUUCACAAACGGCUGUUCAACAAUAUGUCAGUUAACAUGGCACUGAUGUAUUUAAUCAGUGGACCAGGUGUGGAUAGAUAUCCGGAGAUUGGCUUGUUUUCUAUAGAAGAUCACGAGAAUGGAAAAGUCUAUGUUCACCGCCCUGUUGACCGAGAGACGACGCCAUCUUUUACGGUUUACUUCGAUGUUGUGAACCGUUUGACAGGAGAGUACGUGGACAACUCCUUGAUCUUCAACAUCAGGAUCACUGAUGUGAAUGACCAUGCGCCCCAGUUCCCCGAGAAUGAAUUCAAUGUCAGUGUGAGAGAGAGCCACGCAGCAGGUCAGCCUGUUCUUCAGCUGUUAACGGUUGAUUUGGAUGAAGAAAAUACUCCAAAUUCUCGAGUCCUUUACUUCCUCGUUUCACAAAAGCCAUUACUGAAGGAAAGUGGCUUCGAGAUCGACCGUGAUAGUGGAGAAAUCCGACUCUUGGGAUGCUUAGAUUAUGAGACUGCUCCUCGGUUUACUCUACUAAUCAGAGCGAGGGACUGCGGGGAGCCACCGCUGUCGGCCACGGCCACGGUUCACAUCAGCGUGCAGGAAGGCAACAACCACAGGCCCACGUUCAUCCAGGAGAAUUACAAGAUUCAGGUUCCCGAAGGCCGAGUCAGCCCGGACGUGCUGCGUCUCCCGGUCCAGGACGAUGACUCGCCAUUCACGUCAGCUUGGAGGGCAAAGUUCAACAUAUCCAAUGGCAACGAAGAGGGACAUUUUGACAUUUCGACUGACCCUGAGACCAACGAAGGGAUACUAAAUGUUAUCAAGGCUUUGGAUUACGAAACGCAUCCCGCGUGCAGCCUGGUCAUUGCCGUGGAAAACGAGGAGCUGCUGGUCCCCUGCGAGGCCGGCGAGCUGCAGAAGCCCAGGAGGAAGACUGCAGUCAGCGCCAUGGUGCUCGUGCAGGUGACAGACGCCAACGACCCGCCAGCCUUCCACCCCAGGAGCUUCGUCGUUAGCGAGGUCGAAGGCGCCAGGCCCGGGACGCGCUUGGGAAGGUUUAACGCUACAGACCCAGACGGAAGCGGCAGCCAGAUAAGGUAUGAGCUGGCUCACGAUCCUGCAAGCUGGGUCACCGUGGACGAGCGCUCGGGAGUGGUUGUCACCAGGCGGCGGCUGGACCGAGAGUCCCCGCACGUGAACAACGGCGUGUAUGUCGUCAUCGCACAUGCUGUUGAUGAGGGCCACCCGCCGCAGACGGGGACGGGGACCCUGAUGCUCCUCCUGUCUGACAUCAAUGCCAACGCCCCGAGUCUGCACCCGCACUCUCGGUACCUGGAGGUCUGCGAGUCCUCGGAGCCCGAGCCCCUCCUCAUUGAGGCCGAGGACGGCGACUUGGAGCCCUCCUCGGACCCGUUUACUUUUGAACUGGACACCACAGGACAUGCACGAGUCACGUGGAAACUGGGGGAAAAUCGGGGUCGGUCGGUUGAACUUUUAAUGCUGAGAAGCCUGCCUCCUGGCGAUUACUCAGUGCCGCUUUCCAUCGGAGACGGACAGGGCCUUUCCCAGAAGCAGACUGUCCACGUGAGGGUCUGUUCCUGUCCUGGCGGAGCCACGUGUGCGGCGGAGCCAUUAGCUGCCGGACCAGAGCUCCCUGUGGGGGUCCUUGCUCCUCUCUGCGUGGUGUUCCUGGCUCUGGCAGUUGCUCUGCUUCUCCUGCUGCGAUGCGAUUGUGUGUCUGGAGCCAAGAGGCACCGAUGCCCCGCCCUGCACCAAGAGGGCCAGCAGACCCUGAUCACGUACAAUGACGAGAGCAGAGCCAUCGCAGGCCAGGUUGGGUCAGAGGUCAGGAAUCAGAAGCCAGCCCUGCCCACCCACAUAGCGGAGGAAGGCGCCUUGCUGGGUGCUAAGGUUUACCUGGGUACCGAGGUGCCCAGACAACCCCUGGAAGUGAGGGCGGGAGUGAUGGCGGAGAUCCUGCAUCAGAAGCUCUGUGGGCUCCAUGCGCUGGCCGCAGACCCCGGGUCCCUGCCUCACAUCUACAUGGAGGAGGGGGAGCUGGAAGGGGCAGAAAGUCUGAGCUCACUUGCCUUCUCAGAGCACACACCGUCACUGCCCAACCUGCUGGACUGGCUGGGGCCCAGGCCUGAAGAAACGCAUCCCAGAGCAUCUCCUAAAAGUCCGGUCUGUGCUGGUCGGGUAGCCGCUGACCACCAGCGUGGAGGGCCAGGCUCGGACCCAGGGGCCUCAGUCAUGCCCCUCAGCGAGGUCAGGGCCAGCUCCACCCUAAAUCUCCGCGCGUCCAAGGGAAACUCAUGCUUCGUGUCCCUGCUUCUGAGGAAGGGCAGAUGCCCUGAGCUGCCUGUGUUCUCUGACCAGGCCCCAAAGCUGCCUGUGCUCUCUGACCAGGCCCUAAAGCUGCCCGUGCUCUCUGACCAGGCCCUGAAGCUGCCCGUGCUCUCUGACCAGGCCCUGAGCUGUGCAGCUGGGGCGGCCUCGGCCAGCAUCCAGGCCCAGGUCAGCUUCUCCUCUGACCCCCAGGCUCCUCCCAUGCCCCCUGGCAUGGCUCUGGGCAAGUGUACCUCCCCCUGGCCUCUGCCUCCCUUCCAGCUGUAG